AACAAAAAACUUACGGACGAGUCUGAGACAAUCGUCGGCUUCUCGUUUCAAGUUAUUUGGUCAGUUGUGGCAGAUUGCGCGGGUAAAGGUUCAGUUGCUUUGUUACCACAAUUGAAGUGAGGCUAAUUUUUAAUUCGCCGUCAUAUAGUUUGGAUAGCAAGGUAGAAUGCGCUUUGGGCACGUUUGGCUGUGCUUUUUCCUUGUGACUCUGAGUUUUACUGCUGAAUUGAUUAGCUGUCAAAAUGAAGAAUUUGAUGUGAGCAGCCAUGAUCACGAAAGUGGUAACGCUCACCUUCAUCGUCAACGAAACCCCAAAAUUAAAGCCACAAAAUAUGAAAACGAGUUUGACAUUCACGAAAACGCCACAAUGCAUCACUCGGGCACAAAAAAUUCUGAAAGUCGCAAAACAGAAUCAUCUGGUCACAAAAGCGAAAAGAAACUUGGCAAAAAAGAUUCAAAACGUAGCCAUAAACUACCCAGACGCAAAGGUAAUCGUAAAGUUCAACGGGAAAGGCAGGAAGAGCAGGAAAGAGAUUGGCAUUAUUGUUCGGACGGACGGAGGCCUAAGCAAGUGGAAGAUCUGGAGAUUGAUGACCACGCAGUUGGCCAUAUGUGCAGGGAGCUCUACCCUACUUCGACUUGUUGCUUCGAUCAUGACUUGACAAUGGAAUUAGUCGGAGACAAGAUUUUGGAGCAAGUUCCAGAGAUGCAAUGUGCUAGAAUGUUGAUGAAACUACGAUGUGCUCACUGUUCACCAAGGUCAUGGUGGCUUUUCCAUGCACCAGACAUGGUUCGAUAUCCACAUAAGCGAGUAUUGCCGAUAAUGUGUCCAAGCUUCUGUAGGAGAUUUCAUCGCCUUUGUCGGGAUUCUGUGGCUGGACUGGAAGGAGAUAACUUUUGUCAAUAUCACACAACAAAUGAAGAAGGUCCUUGCUUCCCUGAUUCGUUCGUCAAGCGCGGAACGAUUGACUGACCUGGAUAAAGUUAUCUUGCAUGCAUCAAUUGCCACCAACUUUCAUAUUUCUUGGGGGUUGAAAAGAAGAAUUGUACAUAUAACCGUAGUUGACUAUUAUGUUUUUGCUCCAAACUACCUUAUAUAACUAUAAUUAGCAAUGUGGGUUGAUUUUGCGGAACUUUUGAGUAUCUACGACAAAUUACUAAGUGCAUACAA
Styela clava is the source of this 1171-nucleotide messenger RNA. RefSeq lists its product as uncharacterized. The record is from RefSeq and is a predicted model, not a curated record. Lineage: Eukaryota; Metazoa; Chordata; Ascidiacea; Stolidobranchia; Styelidae.